AUGCCAUGUUAUUUUGCCAUCAUAGGGGCGAAGGAUAAUCCUAUUUACGAAGCUGAGUUUACCAAUCCUCAACUAAACCAGUUUCCACCAGAAUUGAAAGAGCUGAACCCAUUCAUCCUCCAUGCUUCACUAGACAUCUUAGAAGACCUACAGUGGCAAGCUCACCCGCAGUCUGGCGCUAGCACAGGAACCAGCGGUGGCUUCUUGCGCUCCAGAAGCUCUGCGAAUAAUAGCAACUGCUAUUUGGGCAAAAUUGAUCACUUCUACGGACUAGCAAUUACAGGGUAUUUAUCCUACGGCAACAUGAAAUUUGUAAUGAUUCAUAGCGGCAAUACUAACUCCGGGCUACCAGUUACAAUAGAAGACGGUCCCGUCAAAAGUUUUUACCAAGAAGUCCACGAGCUUUACAUCAAGACUCUGAUGAACCCGUUUUACAAGCUGAAUGAGCCUAUUACCAGUCCUGUAUUCGACAGUAAAGUGCGAACACUGGCUAAGAGGUACCUAACAAAAUAG
Molecule: messenger RNA, 513 nt
Organism: Lachancea dasiensis
Lineage: Eukaryota; Fungi; Ascomycota; Saccharomycetes; Saccharomycetales; Saccharomycetaceae
Source: the annotation of a GenBank genome assembly